Cladocopium goreaui is the source of this 2475-nucleotide messenger RNA. The record is from the annotation of a GenBank genome assembly. Lineage: Eukaryota; Dinophyceae; Suessiales; Symbiodiniaceae.
AUGCAGGUCGACGCACAGCUUUUACCCGCUCCAGUGGUGGUGGUUACCAAAUUGAAACCAGCCGAGAUGUUGGCACCGCUCAGUCAGGCCUCGGAGCCCAGCGAGCUGCCACCACCUUUGCCGAAUGUCAGUGGCUUGGUGUGCCCUUUGUGCCAUGAGAUGUUGGAGGACCCCGUGAUGGCAGUUGAUGGCCAUACCUACUGUCGCAGGUGCAUUCAGGACUGGUUCCAGCAGACAGAAGCUGGGAGCAAACCCAAGUCUCCUGUGACUGGGCAGCCUUUGCUGUCCCUGUUGCUCUUUCCAAACUUGGCACUUGGCAAAGCCCUGAUCUCCAUCCGCACCAACAUGCAGCCUGCGUGGUUGCAAGCAGAAAAGGAGCGUCAGGCCUUACGGGCCGAGCUGGACCUGAAGACCCGAGAAUUGAUCCAGGCAAAGGCACAGAGCAGCGGCAAGGACUACUCCAAGGACCUCACUGAAGCGGAGCUGAAUGUCGCACAGCUCACGGCCAAGUUGCAGAUUGCGGAUGAGGAAACGCGUGCAGGCCGAGGAGAGGUUGAGCGCCUCAACAAGGAGCUGGGUGGACUGCGAGAGAAGUUGGAGCGGACGCAGGCGCAGAUCUCAGGGGAGCGCUCUGCGAUGCAGCAAAUCGACGAGUUGGACAGCCUGCUUCGUUUCUCCAAGGCCGAGGUCAUGCGGCUUCAAACAGAGCUCGAGUCUGUCAAGAAGCAGGAGACCGAGUUGAGGAGAGGGAAGUACAGGUACGAAAUCGACAUGGCCAAGGUGACGCAAGAAAACCAAAAAAAUCAGGAGGAGCUAGUGCGCCUGCGGUUUCAGACACAAAGCCAAGAGGGCAUUCCAUCUUCGGUAGUUCUGGCGGAAACUCUGGACACUGCCAAAAAGGAUCUCGAGGCUAAAGACACGGUUAUCCGUGAACUGCAACUUGCGGGGACCAGGGCUGGCGCCCAGUUGGUGGACUUGAUGGAGAAGCAAAGGCAAAGUGAAAUUCUGCUCCGCCGAGUGCCAGAACUUGAAGCUGAAAACCACGCCUUGCGGCAAGAGCUCAACGGGAAGGUGGCCGAGUUGUCAGCGUUGAAAGAGACCUUGCUUCAAACAGAGGAGAAGCUACGGCUGCGGGAGGCGGCCCCCGAGCUGACGGCCGCCGAGCUCCUGGCCUCGGAGGCGGAGCGCCUGGAGGAGGAGCUGGCGUUUGCCCAUGAUCAACUUGCCAACUGGCAGGUCGAGUUCAAGAAACGCGAAGACUUGCUGCGGGGCAUUCCACUGGUCUUUGCGGACUUUUUGGCUCAGAUCAAUGCACCGGACCCUGCACUAUCCAGCAGCAACCUUCGCCCAGAGGAUGCUCCGCGAUUUGUUAUCGCGGCCCUGCAACGGCUGCAGCUCACCAUGGCAAAGCGCGAGGCAGAGCUGAAAUUUGCACAUGAAAAGAUUGCAGAGCUUUCUCAGUACGCUGGCUCUCAGGGUAUGAGCGGAAGCUUCAUUGCCAAGAUGGCCAUGUUGAUGUACCUCCUGGAGGUCUCAGUGCUGUCUGGCAGCGGCUUACGUGAUGCCAAAUGGAAGCCCAGUAGCAACGGCGCGGGGCUUUCAUGCACUGUGGAAAUUCCUGGAAAGGAGGAUAAACUGGUGACCAAGAGCAUUCACACUACAAAGGACCCAGUUUGGAAUCACACUGGAGAAUUGCAGAUGUCACACAGUGACAGCUUAUGCUUCACUGUGCAGGGCGAACACAAAAUCGGACAGGCUGUGCUGCCUGCAUCGCGAGCCGUGGUUGCAGGCUUUGAGGGUGACCUCAAGCUGAAUGCAACGGAGACUGGCCUGGAGAAUGCCAUGAUCAAGGUGAAGAUUGUGGUCAAAAUGUCCUUCAUGGCUGGUGAGAAUCCAAGGACGGGAGGAUCGAAUGGACCGGCUGCAAAGCCUUCAGAACAUUCAAAACACCCUGGCAAGGCCCAACCCUCUUCCACCAGCAAUUCUGGGACAGAUUCGGACAGCUCCAGUUCAGGCAGCUCCGCUGGCGGGCCAAAAGCUUUGCUGAAUGCCGCGAAGGCUGGUGAUUUAGCCCAAGUGAGUUCCCUGGUGAAGGGCGCACAGGCGAAGGACCUCACGGCAGCGUUGCACGCGGCCUGUUCCGAGGGGCAUCGCAAGCUGGUGGCGCCCUUGUGCAAAGGAAAGGCAGAUGUGAACGGGCUGGACAACAGUGGCUUGACACCUCUGCACGUUGCCGCCUUCCGUGGAGACGAUGCUGUGGUGCAGGCACUGUGCCAGCUCGGGGCCAAUGUGAAGGCUGUGGAUGAGGAAGGUUGGACACCUCUCUAUGUUGUUGCAGCAUUCGGUGGUCAAGAAGAUGUCUUCAAGACCCUGUUGGCAGCAAAAUCAGAUGCCAACUUUACAACUCCCAGUGGCACCACCAUCAGCAUGGCUGCAAAGCAGAAAGGCUUUACCCAGCUGUUGAAUCUCCUGUAA